Molecule: messenger RNA, 549 nt
Organism: Aspergillus caelatus
Lineage: Eukaryota; Fungi; Ascomycota; Eurotiomycetes; Eurotiales; Aspergillaceae
Exons: 1
Coding region: 1-549 (182 amino acids)
Source: RefSeq, a predicted model, not a curated record
AUGGCUACCGAAGUGCUCAUCACCAUCAACAGUCUUGGAAACGUUGCGUGCUUUAACGUCGACCCAGUCAUUUCAGCCACCACGGAGAUACCAUUAGAUGAUAUUCGACAAGCCCUGUCAACGCAUGUCUUCGUCUUUCGAGAUCCCAAUGAACUAAAGAAAAUUUUCGAAAAUACCAUUCCUGAAAAUGUGGAGACACGCAAUGGGAUGCGCAAACUACGUCUCAGGAUCCUACGUCCCAUUUCGUCAAAACAGUUGACUCUGGAAGAGAAAUACGGCUCUAUUAAAGGGCCGAACAUGUCUAUACUUGAAAAGAGGUGGAGAACUGCCUGUAAGGCUAUUCCGAAGAAGCAUGAGAUUGAGGAAAUUAUUUUCGAUAUGUCUUGCGGCCAGGAAAUCGAGCUAUUACAUAUAAGCACGUUCCUACAGCACAUCAGCACUACUAUGAGUCUCAAGGCGAGAGGGACUUUCCAUUGUCAAGUUCAGGGUUGUGAUAGUAAGAGCGUAGAAUGGUUGAAAAAGAGUCUUGUCGGAGUUUGUGCUUCUUAA